UGACGUCAGCGUGCUGGCAGCGGCUGCCAGGGUGUUCUGCAGUCCCGCGGCGGAGUCCAGCCACCUCGGCGGCGGCAGUGGCUGCGGGCGGUCCCCGCGGCAGGAACAGCCUGUGAGCGGGACGGAGAGGCGACCCCGGCCGGCGCUGGCGGUCCAAAGCGGGGUCGGCGGCGGGGGCGGCAUGCGGCCUAGUCACGCAGGAUAACUGGCUGUGUCUGGCACACACACGGCAGACUGUGGAGGGAAACUGAGGUGGGAGGAUGGAGGAGAGAGGAGGAGGAAUCAGCACUGGACAGAGCAGAAGAAAUGGAGAGGAGCAGGAUGGAGAAGAAGAGAAGAGAGUCCCCAAAGCUGUGUUCACUUAGUGCUUCUCUGGUUUUGAGUGAAAAUCUAGAAGAAGACAGUUGUCAGCUGAGCCAUUGACAAUGCAACCACUGGAGUUAGUGAGCUUGAGAGAUGUAGUUAUAGACUUCACUCAGGAAGAGUGGGCCCUGCUGGACAUACCCCAGAGAAAGCUGUUCAGAGAUGUGAUGCUGGAGAAUAUCAAUCAUCUGGUUUCAGUGGGUACAACACACAGAGCAGUGCUGGAAAAUCAAUGAAUAUUUUCUGAAACAACAAAUAAGACAUCAGGUCUAUAAAGCAGAUGUAGGUUCCCAGUUGGAGGAAGGAGAGGAAUUGUGGAGAGAAGGAAUUAGAUUUUUCCAAUCCCAGAAUUCAGGCAAGGAGAAUGGUCUUAAAGAACAAGAAGUGCUAUCCAUGCAAGAUAUCUGCAGGAUAUACCCAUUUAUCCAUCAUGUCAUUGAAACACAACUCUCAUACGCAAAAGAAUGGCAUUACAUGUAGUGAAUUUCCCAAGGACUUCACUCACAGUUCCAGAGUGUCUCAACAUGUCUUCAUCCAUUAUUCUAGCCUUAGACAGCAUGAGAGAAGUCACACUGGAGAGAAACUAUAUCAAUGCCAUCUAUGUGGGAAAGUCUUCAAUAGAAUUUCUAACCUUACUAUACAUGAGAGAAUUCACACUGGAGAGAAACCUUAUGAAUGUCAUCUAUGUGGGAAAGCCUUCACUUCCUGUUCUUCCCUAAGAGAUCAUGAGAGAACUCACACUGGAGAGAAACCUUAUCAGUGUCAUCUAUGUGGGAAAGCCUUCACUUUCUGUUCUAACCUGAGAAAUCAUGAAAUAACUCACACUAGAGAGAAAGCUUAUCAAUGUCAUCUAUGGGGGAAAGUUUUCACCCAUUAUCCUAGCUUUAGAAAACAUGAGACAAGCCACACUAUAGUGAAACUAUAUGAAUGCCAUCUAUGUGGGAAAGCCUUUGAUAAAAUUUCUAAGCUUAGCACACACAACAGAACUCACACUGGAGAGAAACCUUAUCAGUGUCAUCUAUGUGGGAAAGUUUUCACCCAUUGUUCUAACUUUAGAAAACAUGAGAGAAACCACACUAUAGUGAAACUGUAUGAAUGUCAUCUAUGUGGGAAGGCCUUCAAAAAAAUUUCUAAGCUUAGUCUACACGAGAGAACUCACACAGGAGAGAAACCACACAAAUGCCAUUUAUGUGGGAAAGCAUUCAGCGACAUUUCAAACCUUAGACAACAUGAGAGAUUGCACACUAGAGAGAAACCUUAUGAAUGUCAUCUGUGUGGAAAAGCCUUCACUUACUCUUCUCAUGUAAAAGAACACCAGAGGACUCACACUGGAGAGAAACCUUUUGAAUGUCAUGUAUGUGGUAAAGUCUUCACUCUCUCUUCUAACCUUAGAAACCAUGAAAGGACUCACACUGGAGAGAAGCCUUAUCAGUGUCAUCUAUGUGGGAAAGUUUUCUCCUAUUAUUCUAGCAUUAGAAAACAUGAGAAAAGUCACACUGGAGAGAAACCUUUUGACUGUUUUCUAUGUGGGAAAGUUUUCACCCAUUAUUCUGGCCUUAGAUGACAUGAGAGAACUCAUACUGGAGAGAUACCCUACUAAUUUCAUCUAUGUGGGAAAGCCUUCACUUAACUCUUCUAACCUGAGAGAACAUGAGAAGACUCUGAAGAGAAACCUUGUGGAUGUCAUCUAUGUCAGAAAAUCUUUACCCAUUAUUCUAGCCUAGAAAACAUGAGAGGACUCAUACUGAAGAGAUACCAUAAUGAUAUCAUCUAUGUAGAUAUCAUAGUUGAUUUUUCUAAACUUAGACAACAUGAGAGAACUCAAACUGGCACAAAACCCUAUGAAUGACGUAUAUGUGAAAAGGUUCAUUGUUGAGGGAUUAGAUUACAUGAGGGAACUCAUACUAUAAAUAUUUUGAAUGUGGAAGAGAUUUCAGCCCUUGAGUUAUCUUUAGACAUAGAAGAGAACUCUCACAUUGAGGGAACACUGUAAUCAACCUGCUAGAACCUUUACUACUCUUGAUUACUUCAUGAAUCUAAGGCAGUUCAUACUAGAGAGAAUCAGUAUCAUGUCAUCUAUGUUGCAAAGUGUUUCAUACAAUGAUCUGAUGAUAUAAGUGGGAGAACUCAUACUUUGUAGUGAAAGUGGAAGAGUCUUCAUCUGCUUUUUCCUCUGAUAGAGAGACAAGUCUUUACUGGUGGAUAAUGCCCCUUGAGGGAGUGCAGAUCAAGCUGGAGAUAUUAUUCAUGAAAAAUCACACAAAAUCAUUUGUUCAUGCAGCAGCACUUAUAGGGCAAGUAAGACUGCAGCACCCUAUUAAACUUAUUGCUGUCAUAAAUGAAAGCAGAUCUUCACUGACGACUCAUGCACUUAGCAUUCAUAUUCUUAUGCUGCUGGAACAACAAUCCUAAGGUCAACUUAGGAAAAGUUAGGUUUCACAUCAGAAAUUUCAUAGUGGAAAAUGAACUAGUUUAUAUGGACACUUCAGCACAUAAUUCAGGAAAGAAUCAAGAUUUUGAACAAGAUUUACUAUUGAAAUUCUUUGUUAUAACAGUGUCGAAGUACUAAGUGACAUGGGUAUACUGAAUAGUGAAACUUGUGAGAAGUAUGUGGAGUGAGAUUAAUCCCAUAGAAUAAUCUUUGCAUAUAUAUAAGCAACAGAUAUUGUUGGUGAAAAUCUGAUAUGUUGGCUACUUUCUAGUUUUGUUUAUAUGCAGUUCAAAGCUCAGAUAUUUGAAUCUUAAAAUAACCUUGAAUGUUAACUCUCAUAUUUAGAAUGCAAAAUUUUGAUUCUUUACUAUUUUCUUAGCAUUAUAGUAUGUAUGUUCCCAGCAAGGAUGAACAUAAACAUAGAUAAAUGCAUAUACUUUAGAAGUGUGGUUUUAUGAUACAUAAAUACUGCUUUUUAAAAACACCAUUUAAUAUUGCCAUCAAAAUUUAGAAAGGAAUUUUAAAAAUACUAUUUAAGUAAAAUAAAGGAAGGAAUAAAAUAAAAUGAAGAAUUUUGGCUUCAUAGGCUAGAAAAUCCCCCAGAAUCCAGAAUCUGUCAGUGUGUCAUUCCAUACAUUAGUAUUUUAUUGCAAAAAGGCUUUUGCCAAAAGAACAGAGAUUAUGCCAAACAAGGACAAAAAUUUACAUUUAAGGCAUAGGGAGUGUUCAACUUUCAGAAUGCUGAUGUUCAGAUUUCUGUUUUCCGAAUGUUGAAUUUUCAGGGUGUAGGCAUCUGAAUAGCAUCUAAUUUGGUAUCAGGAGUCCUUUCCAGUAAUAACAUUGCAGGCUACUCCUGGUGAGUGCAUUCCAGUGGAUAAUUAGAAAGAUGGGGAGCGUACUUGUGCUUACAGACAGAAUUGCCUCCUCACCAUCCUGGUCUGUGUACAAGGAAACCUUAGCAACACAUAUGUUCCUCUUUCCAGGGCUGCAUCUAGGGCUCAUUGGACCACUCUGCAGAAUUCUAAACCUUUCCAGGUCUGUGAACCUUCUACCUCCUGCUCUUAUAUGAUUUGUAUAGGGUCUUAAUCUCUUACAAGGACCAGUUUCUGCUCCAUAACUUUGACCGUUUUCCUGCAGGGAUCCAAUUUCUGCUUUGUCUGCCCCCUGCUUUGGAAACCAAAGGCAUAUUGCCCUGUGGGUGGACCCUGUCCUGUCUUUCCUUGGUACAUCUUUGUAUUCCCUUUAUGGCCCUUACGGCCUGGGUCACAUGGAGGCGUGACAGGCCUCACUGAGACUUUCCACAUUGUUUUACUUUCCAUAUAGACUGAACCUGUAAUAAGUUCAUUCUAAUUUUUUUUUUUUGCUAGAUUUGUUUUAUGUGGGUUAGAUAGAAUGAGAAGUUGAGGGAAAUUCUCCUAAAGGAUGUAAAGUAUAACUAUUAAUUCCUUCAAACUGAUAUUUAUUCCCAUAACGUCCUUCAACUGAAGUUUAAAUGAAUUUUUAUAAUUUAGCCACUAUGAGAAAUUUGGUUAGAAAUGCAAGACCAUGUAAUCUACUUGAUGUUAAAACUCCUUCUGUUUGUUGGCAGAAUUCAGUUCCUUUUGAUUGCUGGACUUAGACAUUUGUUUAUUUGCUGGUGUUAGCUGAGGGCCCUUCCCAGCUUCUAAGUAUCAGCCACAUGCUCUGACUUGUGGUGCCUGGUUCAUCUUCAAAGCCACAACUGUGUCAGACCCACCUUACUGUUCGAAUCUCUCCUUUUCUUGUCUCAUUUCUCAUCCAGGGAAGGUUCAGGGCUUUAAGAACUCAAUGUGAUUCGGUUUGACCCCCAGUGAAAAUUCAGAUUACCCAGGUAAAUCUCCCCAUCCCACAGUCUGUACCUUUAAUCAUAUCUGCAAACUUCCUUUGGCCUAUAAGGUAAUAUAUUCAUAGGUGCUGGGGAUUAGGGCAUAGACAUAUUUGGGGUCUGUUUUUCUGUCUCCUGUCCCCACAACUAAAAGCUUCAUGCACAGACACUAUUAUUUUUAGAGCUGAAUAUUCUUUGAACUCCAGUCAUAUUGAUGUGAAAAUGUUUAGAUUCAUUGAUCUGAAUGAUUAUGAAAGAUACACUGAAUACUUCAUAAUGAGCUUAAAUGAUAUAUAUGCUUAUAGCUUUUAUAAUCAUUUACAUCUGUUUUCUGACUUUGACUCUAUCUUUAUAAUCUCAGAUCUACUUAACUGUUAAAGUUGUUAAUGUAGAACUUCAUAUACAAUCUUAAAGAUGAGUAGCUUGCUAAAAUUUUAGUAUAUUGUUGGGAAGGAUAAUAUUUUAUAUGUCAUUUUUAUGAAAAAAUUAGGCUCAAUAUACCUGUGGCAAUACUUCUGUGCAGAUUUGCUGAAAAUGAAUAUAAACUCAGUUAUCUAAUGAGAGUAUGAGUAGUAAGGAGAAUUAGUAAAAAACUUGGUUACUUACAUGCAGUAUGCCACAAAUACCUCUCCAUAAAUUCAAAGAAAAAUAAAAUGUUUUCUGUAA
Choloepus didactylus (southern two-toed sloth) is the source of this 5303-nucleotide messenger RNA. RefSeq names its product zinc finger protein 596-like. Lineage: Eukaryota; Metazoa; Chordata; Mammalia; Pilosa; Megalonychidae. Gene Ontology annotation, cellular component: nucleus. The transcript is spliced from 8 exons. Gene Ontology annotation, molecular function: DNA-binding transcription factor activity, RNA polymerase II-specific; RNA polymerase II transcription regulatory region sequence-specific DNA binding. The record is from RefSeq and is a predicted model, not a curated record. Gene Ontology annotation, biological process: regulation of transcription by RNA polymerase II. The coding region runs from base 728 to 1927 and encodes 399 amino acids.